Messenger RNA from Aspergillus brunneoviolaceus CBS 621.78, 1638 nucleotides. RefSeq lists its product as uncharacterized. Bases 1 to 1638 code for a protein of 545 amino acids. The record is from RefSeq and is a predicted model, not a curated record. NCBI's taxonomy places the organism in Eukaryota, Fungi, Ascomycota, Eurotiomycetes, Eurotiales, Aspergillaceae. The transcript is spliced from 5 exons. Gene Ontology annotation, cellular component: mitochondrion.
AUGAGAGCAUCCCCGAAGAGGACCUGUAUCGAUACACUAGACAUCGAUGGCUGUAAGAGACGGAUGACCGUACCCACCUCAUUAUGCUUCAACGAACAGCGUGAGCUCUCAAAGCGAUACCUGAAGUUCAACUUGCGGCAGCUCAUUGACAUUGCUGUCAAUAUCAGCGAUGGAGCUCGACACUGCACAAAGAUCGUCAAAUGCUUAGAGGGCCUGCAUAACAAAGCAUUUCUGCUGACUAUGGACAACGGAAAUGAAGUCUUGGCAAAGCUUCCGAAUCCCAACGCCGGACCAGCCCGAUACACCACCGCCUCGGAGGUAGCCACACGCGAGUUGUUACGUGCUUAUUUCAACAUCCCAACUCCACGGAUCCUCGCAUGGUCUUCAGAUGCAGCUAGCACUCCUGUUGAGGCGGAGUAUAUCAUUGAGGAGAAGGCCGCUGGUGUGCGACUGGGUUCUCUCUGGAACCAAUGGCCACGUGAUACGAAGCUCAAGUUGGUUGAGCAAGUCGUUGGCAUGGAGAAUAAGCUGACUAGCAUGGCUUUCGCUAAGUACGGUAGUAUCUAUUUUAAGGAGGAUCACCGUUCACUAACUGGACAGGUGGAAGACCUGAAUGAUGACUCAAGUGCCGACGAAGUGCUAAAGCGCUUUACAAUCGGCCCCCUUACUUCACCCGAGCUAUGGACUGACACUAGAAGUGACAUGGAAUCAGACUGUGGCCCGUGGCAUAAUUCAUCUGAGUACACAGAAGCAUUAGGCCGCAACGAGAUCUCAUGGAUUGAAGCGCAUGCACGCCCUCGCAUGAAUUACUAUCGAUCUGUAUCGGAUCCGGAGCUUCUCGAGGACGGCCUUCACCUUCUCGACCAGUACAUGAAAGUCGCUCCGUUCCUGGUCCCUUCUUCCACCGAUGGGGCUGCCAGCUCUAACGUCCUCUGGCAUCCAGACCUUCAUCUGGAUAAUGUAUUUGUGGACCCGCGCAUACACACCAUUACCGAUAUUAUAGACUGGCAGUCAGCAUGCGUGGCUCCUCUGUUCUACCAGUCUCAUGUCCCGAGGAUGUUCCGAGAUCCCGGACCUGUCCAAGAAGGCUGGGCUGUUCCCGAACGCCCCGAGAACUUUGACACUGUCAGUACGGAGGACCAGGAUCAAAUAACCAGUGACCAUGAGAGCCAGAUCAUUCAUAAAUACUACGAGGCGCUGGUGUUCAAGCGUGCCCCGCGGCACUGGUCUGUUCUUCAGCAGAAAACGAUUCCGAUCGUCCGAAAACCUGCCUGGCUGGUGACUGGAGUGUGGGAGAAUAGAAACCUGUUCUUUUUGCGCCAAUCACUCCUUUCGCUGGGCAAUCUCUGGGAGGAUCUUUUCCAGUUACCCUGUCCAAUAGCAUUCACAGAGAAGGAGAUCGAGCUUCACGCGGAAGAGGAAACCAACAUGGACGGCAUUGGACAGGUCCUUACGUUGUUUCGAGAUCAAGGGGUACUCCCUGUACAUGUCAUGGUCGACCCCAAGGACUAUGAACUCGCCGUGGAGAAUAGUCGCAAGUUCAAGCACGUCUUUCUGGGAACGGCUGAGAAUGACAAGGAGAGGGAGUUGUACUCCAAGCUUUGGCCUUAUCAAGACCCCGAAGACUCGGUAGUCUAA